Ornithodoros turicata is the source of this 1242-nucleotide messenger RNA. RefSeq lists its product as uncharacterized. The coding region runs from base 260 to 1195 and encodes 311 amino acids. The transcript has 5 exons. The record is from RefSeq and is a predicted model, not a curated record. Gene Ontology annotation, molecular function: sequence-specific DNA binding. Lineage: Eukaryota; Metazoa; Arthropoda; Arachnida; Ixodida; Argasidae.
CCAAAUUUCUCUUUCGAGAACGCCGUACAUAUUGAGUAAACGAAUUUUAAAUAUUCCCGCCGCCUCUGAAGCUAAGGAAGCCCAGCGAUAGUAACAUCAUGAUGACGUAACGCAGCCGCACGAAUGGGAGGGCUGCGCAGACGACAGUCUCCGAGCUCGUCUGCUUCGCGUUUGAGUCGCCAUCGUCGCCAUUUACCUCGCGAAAAGUCAUCGAUAAGUACGCCGACUUCCGCUUGUGAUUGCGAGUUCUGACGCGACCAUGUCGCGUGAAACACGGUGUUACGUUCCUGGGUGUACGAACACUUCGGGCUCUAACCCAGAAGUGACAUUCCACAAGCCGAGGGACAGUGACACGAAGCGAAAAUGGGAGGCAGUAGUCGCCAGCAGACAUCCUGACGUACGAGGAGAAAUACAUGUGUCCCGCGUUUGUUCUUCACACUUUGCGGAGGAUGCGUACAUGGAAACGGAUGUUCUACAAAUCCGACUUGGAGUUCCGAAACGAAAGCGGCUGAAGGCUGACGCCGUGCCCACAAUAUUUCCGGAACCAACUCGGCCGCGGUCUGCUGAGGUCCAGUCCACCAGCUUCACUGAAGCCAGUGCAAGUGACGUGGAAAGGAUGGAAUCAGCAAGCGAUGCGGGUGAAUGUUUCAGCCUACAACAAUCCAUGUCAUCAGCGGGUCCGGAAAAUGUGCUAGUGCUGGAUGGACUGCCCCUUGAACCAUUUGUGCCCUACCAGAUAGUCAGCCAAUAUGGGUUCCAUUACACAUUGGUACCGCACAAGCCAGAAUCUGUAGCGGAAAGGGUUCAGGACAAGGAAACACAAACAGCUAUUCCGACAUCCACGCUUGGCACUCAAACUGGGUUCCACAUGCAAAGUAGGGAAAGCCAGACAGGCAUGAGCCUUCCCCCUUCCAGCUCCCUUCUGUUGACAUCAUCUGAACUAGCAACUUGGUGUCCAGAAGACAGCAACAUUGAAAGCGUGGAGGUCUCUGCAGGACAGGCUUCCAUGCAGCAUAUAGGUGCACCAGCAUUUGAGGAACUGAUGCCAACAGAUAUGCUUUACAUGCCUCUUUCGCCCGUCCACUGCUCCACCCCAGCUAGAGAAGAACUUGAUACAACCUUGGGAUCUACAUGGUAUGCCGUAGUACAAGUGUAUUAUAUUUACAGAAAAUUGUUAAUAGCUCUGGUGAUCUAGUGAUUACAAAAAGGAAAGCUAUGACGUCCAUUUAAGUUAAUAUGAAU